ACAGCAGAUAUUCUUAAGCUCCAUGUGUUUCUCCUAAAUUUAUGCUUUUAGUCAGAAAUCGAAAGUUGUUUCCUCUAAUUAAGCAUUGCUUUUGAUUAUGAAUCUUAUUUACCAACUCCAAAAAGCUUGAAAUAAUGUCAAUUAUACCUACACUUCCCGAUUACAUCUUUACUGAAAGAUUGGGAAAAGGAUCAUAUGCGACUGUAUAUAAAGCAUACCAAAAGGGUAAUACAAGAGAUGUAGUGGCUGUAAAAUGCGUGCAGAAAUCAUCUCUAACUAAAUCAUCUGUUGAAAAUCUACUUACAGAGAUAUCUAUUCUGAAAAAAAUAAAACAUAAUCACAUAGUAGAGUUGAAAGAUUUUCAAUGGGACGAUAAGUGCAUUUAUUUAAUCCUUGAAUACUGCAGUGGUGGAGACUUAUCUCAUUUUAUUAGGUCAAAGAAACGCCUUCCUGAACCUUUAGUCCAGAGAUUUUUGCAGCAAUUAGCAAAAGCUCUUCAGUUUUUACGUUCCCAAAACAUUGCUCAUAUGGAUCUGAAACCUCAAAAUAUUUUACUUAGCAGUGUCAGUAAUCCAGUUCUCAAGCUCGGAGAUUUUGGUCUUGCUCAAUAUUUGAAUCCUGACAGUGAAGCCACUUCUAUGCGUGGUUCACCUUUAUACAUGGCCCCUGAAAUUCUUCUAAAGCACCUUUAUGAUGCCAGAGUAGAUUUAUGGUCUGUUGGAAUCAUACUAUAUGAAUGCCUUUUUGGUGAAGCUCCAUUCUCAUCAAGUACUUUUGCAGAACUUGCAGAGAAGAUUAAAAGUUCAAAUCCUAUCCAACUUCCAUAUGGUGCGCAGGUAUCAGAAAAAUGCAAAGAUUUGAUUUUGAAAUUAUUGCAAAGGGAUCCUAAUAAACGUAUAACUUUUGAUGAGUUUUUCAAUCACCCAUUUGUAGAUCUUGAGCACAUGCCUACUGAAGAAACUUAUUCAAAAGGAGUAGAACUUAUACAUAAAGCAGUUAAAUCUGAUGUUGACGGUGAAUAUGAAAGUGCUAUUAAUUUUUACAGUCAAGCGCUGGAUUACUUGGUUCCACAUCUGUUUCAUGAAAAAGAUCGCAGUAGAAGAAAGGAGAUGAGGAAAAAAUUUAUAGAAUAUGUUUCUCGAGCAGAAGAGCUUAAAAAAUUAUCCAAAAUGAAAAUUCAGAGCCAGAAAAACGAUAAUACAGAAAGUAUAUCCAACUCCAACCCUAGUUUUGAAGAAUUACUUCAAAGCAAACCUGAGCUUAAGAAAGGAAUAUAUCUUGCUGCACAAGCUGAUGCUCUGGUAUCAAGUGAAUGCUAUGAUGAUGCCAGUGAAGUUUAUAAAGUUGCUUUAGAAUUAAUGAUUUCUGCAGUAUCUGGUGAACCAGCAGGACCUAGAAAAGAUCUGUUAUAUACUGAGGUAGAUAAAUGGAUGCAAAAAGCAGAAGAUUUAAAAUCUUACAUUUCAAUUCGCAAACAAGAGAAAAGAUUGGCAAGGCUUAGUAGCAUAUCUGAAACAGUUAGUUAUGACAAAAGCAAAGAACAAAUUGAAUCAACAUGCUUGAUACAAUAAUUAUCAGUCUGUUUAUUCUCUUUGUAUUUUAUCAUUUCAUCAGAUGUCAUUAUAAAUGAACUGGAUAUUUCAGUGGAAAUAAGACUGUAG
Uloborus diversus is the source of this 1661-nucleotide messenger RNA. Its product is annotated as serine/threonine-protein kinase ULK3-like. Gene Ontology annotation, cellular component: cytoplasm; autophagosome. The transcript has 16 exons. NCBI's taxonomy places the organism in Eukaryota, Metazoa, Arthropoda, Arachnida, Araneae, Uloboridae. The coding region runs from base 135 to 1571 and encodes 478 amino acids. The record is from RefSeq and is a predicted model, not a curated record. Gene Ontology annotation, molecular function: ATP binding; protein serine/threonine kinase activity. Gene Ontology annotation, biological process: autophagy; protein autophosphorylation; autophagosome organization.